GAUUGCACCGUACCAGGUGUUGAGGAGGGGUGAGAGGGGAACCUGGAAAGAUCAGCAAACAAAAGCAGACAUCUCUUUCUCUCCACACCAGCAGUGCUAACUACUAUCCGGCUGGAAGUGGUUUGCCCACAUCCACACAGCUUUGGGGAUCAGAGCAGCAGCGGCAGUGACUGUGACCGUGAGGGCAGACAGACUAUAAUGGAGAUGGAGCCACUGACUGUGCUUCUCAGGGGUCAUGAGCUGUGUCCUCCCUUCACUUCUGUGUAAUUUGACCAACUGGACUUCAGCACCACCCUCCCCUCACCUAUGCCUGCCGGACCAUGGGUAGUGUCAGCAGCCUCGUCAAUGGCAACAGCCUCAACAGCAAACACUGCAAGGCGUCUGAACAUCGGUUAAAGAAGGGAACUCACAGGAAGAGUGGAGGUUGCAGCCUUGACGAGUUACUGAGGUGCGGCUUCACUCAGGGCUCCUCGUCCACCGCUCAUCCCUCUAAAGGCCUGUCCCACUCCCGCUCAGGACGAAGUGAAGAUUUUUUUUACAUCAAGGUGAGCCAUAAACCGAGGUCAGUGUACCACAGAGGAGGAUCAAUGGAAGAUCAUGCAGGUGGAAAGAACAAAGAUGGGGAAUCAGAUGGGCGACUGCAACCAAAACUGCUACUCAUGUCAGGAAAAAUGACUGAGAGGACCUCUGCUGAGAAGUCAUUGGUCCGUUCCACUGCCUUCAAGCCUGUGAUUCCCAGGAGUACAUCCUCCACAGACACAGGCCACAACAGCCUGGAUCACAUCCUUUGUCCUCGGGAGAAAGCAAGGACUCCAGACAUUAGACACAAGCAAGACACCUUCUCAGGGACUCUCUCCGACUCUGGGCGCAACUCUAUGUCUAGUCUGCCCACCCACAGCACCAGCGGCAGCCUAAGUGCUUCCACGGGCCCUGUCAGUCACAGCGAUGGCAGCUCAGCUCCCGCAAACAGCCUCAGCAAGGGAGCGCAACCCAAUUUCCCUCCAUGGGUCAAUGGGAAUAGCACUAACCUUGACUGUAGCUACAGGGCUGGUUUAAACAGCGGAGGGCUGGCAUCAAAGGCUAAUGGGGACGCUGGCUCCCCACUUCCUGCAGAUGAGCCAAGUGCUCUCUCUGAAACGGCGGGUGGGAUUCGGUCCCCCAUUACUACAGAUGAGUCACUGAUUGAACGUUUGGAACAAAGGCUGCUGGAGAGAGAGACCGAACUGCAGGAGCUACAGGUGAGUUUUGAAGACAAAGAGGCAGACACAUGCCAGCUGUUCGAGGAAAGACAAAGGUACUGUGCUGAGGAGAUGGAGGGGCUGAAGCAGCGAUGCUCCACAAAGCUACGGCAAGUGUCCCAAAUGGCUGCGAAGACCCAGCAAGCACUCCAGCUGCAGGUCAGCCAGCUCCAGGCAGAGAAAGAGAGGCUUCAGGAGGAUGUCUCAAAGCUAACCCAAGAAAAAGAUAUUGUUGAGCUCCGACUGAGGUCUUAUGUGACAGAGAGCACACAGCUUGCUCCGACACUGGAGGAAACACAAUGGGAGGUGUGCCAGAAGACAGGGGAGAUCUCAUUACUGAAGCAGCAGCUGAGAGACUGCCAGGCAGAAGUCAACCACAAGCUGAAUGAGAUAGUCAGCCUCAGGACGUCACUGAAGGAGAACACAGCAAAGAUGGAGCUGCUCGAGAGACAGAAUAAAGACUAUGAGGACAAACUGCACUCUCGCACCAUAGAGGUUGAGGUUUGCCAAAAUGAACUCCAGCGUAAGAAGAAUGAGGCUGAUUUGCUGAGAGAGAAAGUGGGCACACUGGAGAAAGACAUUCAGGGAAUGAAACAGGACCUGGCCAUGGCCAAAGAGCGGAGGCUGCAGCACAGUUUGCAACUUGAGGCCCAUGCCCAGACUGAGGCCUUGGAAAGACUAAUCCAAGACGCAGACUCCCCUGCCCAGGGCCAGGGGGAGGAGAACAGCGGACACAGCGCCUCAGAGUCACUCCAAAGAGAAGUGGAGAGACUGAAGCAGCAGCUCGGGGAGGAGAAAGAAGCACAAGAGAGGCUGGCCAACAGCUUUGAGCAGGAGAGGCAGACGUGGAACAAGGAGAAAGACAGGGUCAUCAAGUACCAGAAGCAGCUCCAGAUCAACUACCUGCAGGUGCACAAGAGGAACCAGGACCUAGAGAGGAUCCUGAGGGAGCUAACUGCUGAACUGGAGAGCCGGACAGAGCUCGGCAUGGACAUCAAGUACACGUCAGGGUUACAAACAUAUGACGACGUUAUUGCCACAGAGAUUUGAUUGGAGCACUCACAAACGUUUAGUAAAGGUGAACUGGGCACCUGACUAUUUUUUCACUACAGAUAUUUAUGAUAUUACAGCAGCUGGAGGAGAGGAGCAUUUUACAAGAGUUAUUUAAUAGCAUAAUUUAGCGUAUUUUGUGUCCAGGUCACAAUGAAAUUAAAAAUAGUUUUUCGUAAUAACACUGUUAGUGCUUGUUUAUAAGUAAAUACUAAUUUAUUUAAUGUUUGAGUGAGAUUUUUUUUAUAUUACCAUGCUGUCUAACAUGAUCACUCAUCAUUCAGUUCUUUUACAACAUUGUAGAUAAACACCAUUUUGUUGACAGCUGAUUUAUCUCUUUCAUGAUUAAUGUCUGACGGUAACACAUGAUAAGCAUGAUAUUCACUUAACAUCUGUCCCUUCCAGCAUGGCAACUGGCAGUGAUGUAUCAUCUGUUAUGAGUCUGAGUUCCUGCCUUGUGUCUCAAUAAUGCUAUAUGCUCCCACACUGUCCACUGUUAUGGGGUUUGUGCAUGGAAAAUGGUUUUAAGCCAAGUCAUUUCAAAACAAUACACAGGUCUUCUUAUUAGAAUGGUAGUUAUAUCCACAACAAUGUAAAAAAAAGUGUUUUGCACUUCAAAAUACAUGUCAAAAAAUAAUUUUAAGCAUAAUGCAUUUUCAUCCCUACAAAGGAAACUUCUGUAUUUUUAAUCAUGGACCUUAUUUCCCCAUGUUUUUUAUCCAAGUGAUUAAUGAGAACAACAGUUUUUUAAACUGGUCCAAUAUUGAGCAAGAGUACUGCAGCCAGCAGCCAUAAACAGGGUGCAAUGUAACCUUCUGAGCAACAGCAUAUCAUCAAUAUAUGUCCAAUAACAGCCCUGACACACCAAGUCGACAGUCAGGCAUUGGUUAAUGUCAAGUUUUGGGUGAGCGUCUAUGGCCCUAGUUUUGUCUGCUUUUUAUUUUUUGCCGAUUCAACAUAUUGAAUAGACAGCGGGCUGGUUGGAAAAGGAAAUCACUCUGAUUGGUGGUUCAGCUCAGCACUCAAGAAGAGAAAUGGGGGUGAGAAAAGAAAACAAACGGCUAAAGUCAAAAGGAUGUGAGAUCAAAACAAACUUGUCAUAUUUGGUAAGACCCUGUUUUAACCAUUGAUCUUUUUCACAGACACGGCUCAGGAUUGUCUCUUUUAUUGCUCAUUAGCAUACACUAAAUGUGCUUUGUCCUUUCAACAUGGGGUUGUGUUGUUAAUGUGCUAACUGGCAUCUUGAAUCUGUUCUGCUGGUCCUCUUUCUCUCUUUUUCUCUUUUUUGAUGACGAAUACAGACUGCCGUCUUCUGCUGGAAUGGAGAGUAUUUCCUCUAAUGCAGGCAGAGAAUGUACAUGUUAGUUGGUCACUGACUUGAGUCUUUGCGGUGAGCUGAAAUGCAAUUUUUUGGCCAAGACACAGAGGACAUGAGGCGAUGCAACAGUCAGCUAUUGUCACCACUAGCUGUGAUGACAGUUCAAUGUGUCUGGAUGUUAUUGAUGCUAAAAUUGCAAACAAAUCGCGCUGAGCGAAAAGUAAAGAAAAACAUAUUAUGUCUUUGUCAGAAACAUAUAAUAAUCUUAGUCCAUCAGGGGCAAAAACAAGAACUUUUAGUGGAUGCAGAAUGACAGUGCACUAUUGCCCAAAAGACAACAUUGUAUCCUUGCUCAAUACUGGCCUGCUUUUAAAAAUUGUUGUUCCAAUUAGUCACUUAGACACAAACACAUGGGGAAAUUGGGUCCAGGAUUGAAAAUACACAAGUUCCUCUUUCAAUACAUUCAAACAGUGAAGAUUUAAGUCAACAUGCACUGUUGUGAAGUUCAUAUGUUAUAUUAUAGCUAUGUUUUCUUCAUUCUCUGGAUCUUGUCAAACUCAAACUUUCUGCACCUGAAAACAUUUUAUUUGAUAGUGUAAAUUUUUCUUCAUCUUGCAAUGCAGUGCCAUUACAUGUGUCAAUUAAGGUGUCAUAUAAGGUCCAAAUGUCACGCAAAAUAACCAUCACUCUCUUGAACUGUUAUACAAUUGAUUAAUUAAACUAUGCCAUUGUAGUUCAGGCUGACAGUG
Messenger RNA from Plectropomus leopardus (leopard coralgrouper), 4355 nucleotides. It is a transcript of the gene lzts1, whose product is annotated as leucine zipper, putative tumor suppressor 1. Gene Ontology annotation, biological process: regulation of synaptic plasticity; regulation of dendrite morphogenesis. Lineage: Eukaryota; Metazoa; Chordata; Actinopteri; Perciformes; Serranidae. The record is from RefSeq and is a predicted model, not a curated record. Gene Ontology annotation, cellular component: dendritic spine.